UUUCGGCUUUCCUCAUUGAACCACUGAAUACGCUUUAUGUGCGAAACUAACCUCAUUCACGUGAAUGUGAUUCCAAUAAACUCUAAUUUCCAGGAGCUCUUUCGAUUUUCAAAUUAAAUACGAACGCAGCGUACACAAAAAAAAUUUAUAAAUGGCAGAUUCCAAAAGUAAUCCAGAUACCACAGACACGACAAACGAUGUUCUGGAUACCGCAUCCACAGUGGAAGACAAAUCUAUAGACGAAAGGAAGAUACCAUGUAUUAUCGUACUUGGGAUGGCUGGUGCUGGAAAAACAUCAUUUGUCUCCAGACUUGUCUCUAGAUUGUAUAAUGCAGGAAAGCCAUAUGCUGUUAAUCUAGAUCCUGCUUGUAAAGAGGUUUCAUAUCCUGCUAAUAUAGAUGUAAGAGACACUGUAAAUUACAAAGAAGUAAUGAAACAAUAUAAUUUGGGCCCAAACGGUGGUAUCGUCACGAGCUUGAAUCUUUUUACCACAAAGUUUCAUCAGGUUAUCGAACUUAUUGACAAAGCUAGUAAAGAGCAUAAUUAUGUGAUUUUCGACACUCCAGGACAAAUUGAGGUGUUCACAUGGUCGGCCAGUGGCUCGAUCAUAACAGAAGCAUUGGCGUCUCAAUUUCCAACCAUUAUUGUAUACGUGGUGGACACUGUGAGAAGUGUCAAUCCUGUUACGUUCAUGUCCAAUAUGUUGUAUGCUUGUUCGAUACUUUACAAGACCAAAUUACCUUUUAUAGUAGUUAUGAACAAGAUUGACAUUGUUGAACAUAGUUAUGCAAUUGACUGGAUGCGCGACUUCGAAGCCUUUCAAGAAGCACUCGACAAGGAAAGCGGUUACAUCAACAAUCUUACACGUAGCAUGGCACUUGCGUUAGACGAAUUUUACUGUCACUUGCAAUGCUGCGGCGUUUCCGCGGUAACGGGUGCUGGAAUUGAUGAAUUUCUGGAGCUGGUUGAAGCUGCCGUGAAGGAAUAUGAAACGAAUUACAAAAAGGAUUGGGAAAAAUUGAAGAUGGAGAGAGAAGCCCAACGAAAAAAGGCAGAGAAGAAACGAUUGGAAAAGGCUAGUAAAAAAGCAAUGGGAGAAGCUGUACCGUUUGUGUCAACGGUCAGCAGUGGUCACGACACUUCGGAAAUCUAUCUGAAACACGCGUGUAAUGAGUCAAGCGAAGACGAGGAGGGAACAGAAAACGAUUUUGAGGAAAAUGAAGGUGAAAAGAAGAAAGAAGAAGAAUCAUUUAGAAAUUUCUUAGAGAGGCACAAAAUCGAACAAGCUAAACGACGGAGUAAUCAGGAAUCCGAACCUAAUACAAGUAAACAUUAAUACUUAUAAUCGUAAUUCAAUAUAUUUUUAUAAAUUCUUAAGCAAAUAAAUUAUUUAGCAAAAAAA
Wasmannia auropunctata (little fire ant) is the source of this 1402-nucleotide messenger RNA. Its product is annotated as GPN-loop GTPase 1. The coding region runs from base 152 to 1336 and encodes 394 amino acids. Gene Ontology annotation, molecular function: GTPase activity. Lineage: Eukaryota; Metazoa; Arthropoda; Insecta; Hymenoptera; Formicidae. The record is from RefSeq and is a predicted model, not a curated record. The transcript is spliced from 5 exons.